Morus notabilis is the source of this 1047-nucleotide messenger RNA. RefSeq names its product membrane-associated progesterone-binding protein 4. Lineage: Eukaryota; Viridiplantae; Streptophyta; Magnoliopsida; Rosales; Moraceae. Bases 114 to 839 code for a protein of 241 amino acids. Gene Ontology annotation, cellular component: membrane; endomembrane system. The record is from RefSeq and is a predicted model, not a curated record. The transcript has 8 exons.
UAAGGACUGGGAUUUUUGAGUGAGAGAAAGACCUCAGUUAGAAGACUCUCUGGCUGGUUGUCGCCGAUGCAAAAACACAGCGUCUUUCAAAUCUGAAAGUGGAAGAGGAGUAGAUGGGCUUCAAAGUUUUCACAACUUCCUUUUCCGUAGCGAUUGCAGUUGUUGUUACUGUUUUUGCUUUCCUCUUUACAUUUUACCUUAAGCCCAGUUCUCAACAGAGAUUGUUCAAUGUUGAAGAACUUGCUUUGUACAAUGGGACUGAUGAAGGCUUGCCGAUUCUCUUAGGAAUUCUUGGGUCUGUCUAUGAUGUUUCAAAAGGAAAAUCUCAUUAUGGCAAGGGAGGGGGUUACAAUCAUUUUGCUGGAAGAGAUGCUUCCCGCGCAUUUGUUUCAGGAAACUUUACAGGAGAUGGACUCACUGAUUCAUUACGUGGUCUAUCCAGCACCGAGGUAAAGAGCAUUGUUGAAUGGAGGGAUUUUUACUCUCGAAGCUACACAUUUGUUGGCAAACUAGUGGGUCGUUACUAUGAUAGCCAAGGAAAUCCCACAAAAUAUUUGAAAGGAGCUGAAGCGAAGGCAGCAAGAGGCGCACAGCUUUUGGAGAAACAGAAGAAAGAAGAAGCUAAGCAACCCAGCUGCAACUCAAGGUGGAGUCAAAACGAGGGUGGAGAGGUCUGGUGCGAUGUCGGCUACCCGAGGUUAGUUCAGAGGCCCAUAGAAAUCGCAUUGACUGGGAAGAUGAGCAAGCGAUGUGCUUGCUUUAAAGAAGAUGAACUGGACCAACCAGGGUUAGAAGUCUAUGAGGGGUGUGAUUACCAUGCCAAGACUUGCCCAGUUUAGAAAAGAUUGAAGCUGAAACUCCAAGUUUGAUGUACUUAUUCAGAUUCACAGAAAACUUUGUUCUUCCAUUCCACACUAUAACUUCGUAAUUUGGAGAUGAGUUUUUCUGAAAGUUAAUACGGAUCAUGCCAUAGGUAGAGAAUCAUGAUGCAAUAAUCAUUUGUACAAAAACUCAACUUCCGGUGAGUAUAAAUGAAUUGUACCCACU